CUUUUCCUUGCCCUGUAUUUAAACAGACAAAUCCUAGUACUACUGCUGCGCACCUUGUUCUCAUUUCUCAACCUUCUUCAAAGGACAACAUUAUUAUUAUAAAUGAAAGAAAGAAGUGAAGGGAACAAAGGGAAGAAAGGACGAAAAGGGGAGAUGGAAGAGACAAAGUCCAGGUUUACUAGGAUUUGUGUGUUUUGUGGGAGCAGUUCUGGGAAGAAAGCUAGCUACCAAGAAGCUGCUGUGGAGUUAGGCAAAGAACUGGUGGAGAGAAGGAUUGAUUUGGUCUAUGGAGGUGGAACCGUGGGAUUGAUGGGUCUUGUUUCUCAGGCAGUUCAUGAUGGUGGGCGCCAUGUUCUAGGUGUUAUUCCUAGGACCCUGAUGCCUAGAGAGAUUAUUGGUGAGACUGUUGGAGAAGUAAGAGCUGUAUCUGAUAUGCACCAAAGGAAAGCUGAAAUGGCUCGACAGGCCGAUGCCUUCAUUGCACUCCCUGGUGGCUAUGGCACCCUUGAAGAACUACUGGAAGUCAUUACAUGGGCUCAGCUUGGAAUCCAUUGUAAACCUGUGGGCCUCUUGAAUGUGGAUGGAUAUUACAAUUCUUUGUUGUCUUUCAUUGAUAAGGCUGUUGAUGAAGGCUUCAUUUCACCGGCCGCACGUCGUAUUAUCGUAUCCGCCCCAACAGCUAAACAAUUGGUCAGACAACUAGAGGAAUAUGUUCCCGAGCACGAUGAAAUAGCAUCAAAAUUAGUAUGGGAUGAAGUGGAUAGAUCACUCAGCUAUGUGCCGGAAUCCGGGUUUGCCACAUGAUAUAUCGCUUGGUUAUGUAUAUUUCCUGCUGGGGGCUUUUGCCUACGAAGUAUAUAAAGUGGUAUAUACUGUCGCAAUACCGUACAACCAUGAGAGCACAGGGGCUUCUUGGGGGCAUUUUGGAAAUUGGCCAGCCAGCACAACUCUCACAAAAAAGCCUGAUAUAUACUUGUCCAUAAAGAAAAGACGUAGUGUCGUUGUCCCCCUUUGUGAAACCGUGAAGAAAUUAUCAAUUCAAAACUAGUUUUGUUUACAACCAUUAAUUCUUUAAGCUUCUCUCAAUAUAUAGUUAUUAUCUAAGAAAAAAUGAAUGGUUUUUGUAUGUUCCGUGCAAAAAUGAGUAAAUGAUGGACUGACUUGAAGAUUCCUUGUAUUUAAUAUAUUUAUUGCUUGACUUUAAGGGCAAUUGAUGGACAAAG
This is a messenger RNA of Durio zibethinus, 1223 nucleotides long. Its product is annotated as cytokinin riboside 5'-monophosphate phosphoribohydrolase LOG7-like. Lineage: Eukaryota; Viridiplantae; Streptophyta; Magnoliopsida; Malvales; Malvaceae. Gene Ontology annotation, molecular function: hydrolase activity, hydrolyzing N-glycosyl compounds. Gene Ontology annotation, cellular component: nucleus; cytosol. Gene Ontology annotation, biological process: cytokinin biosynthetic process. The record is from RefSeq and is a predicted model, not a curated record.